GUUCAGGGACGUGCUGCCUAGCUACCGUUGGAUGUUUCUUUAACUGCGAAGCAAUUAAAAAUAUAUAUUUGUGUCGCUGCUUUUAAGACCCCCUGCUGUGCAUCUUUGCCCACCUCCCUUGUAGCCAUAUUAGCUGUUGACGCAGUCCUCCUCCUGUUUAUCUCCUGGUAUUGUCGGCACCUCCAGCCUGUUCAUAGCCGCUCUUUGUUUUCGUCCAGGUUGUGAGUGUGUUAAGCGACUCUCUGCUCAGUGCCCAGGUUUGGCCAAUGCUUGCUGCGCUACAGCAUGACCACAGCAACGUCUGCUCAUCUGGUGGAUCUGGCAAAUGAAAAUGGAGGAGCUUUCGGUGUCCAGCCUGGACAACAGCAAGCUGGAGGCCCUGGCUCAGGACAUCCUGUCUGACCUGGUGGAGGAUGCAUGCCUGGGUCUUUGCUUUGAGGUCCACCGGGCUGUGAAACAGGGCUAUUUCUUCCUGGAUGACACGGACCAAGAAAGCAUGAGGGACUUUGAAAUUGUGGACCAGCCUGGCCUGGAUGUGUUUGGCCAAGUGUACAACCAGUGGAAAAACAAGGAGUGUGUUUGUCCCAACUGCAGCCGGAGCAUCGCUGCCUCCCGCUUCGCCCCACACCUUGAGAAAUGUCUCGGGAUGGGACGCAACAGCAGCCGCAUAGCAAAUCGCAGAAUAGUUACUGGUAACAACACCAAUAACAAAUCAGAGAGUGACCAAGAAGAUAAUGACGAUGUCAAUGAUAACGACUGGUCCUACGGAGCAGAAAAGAAAGGUGAUGUGCUGGAGCAUCUUGAUGUUCCACACAAGGUCUGCUACUAA
Cyprinodon variegatus (sheepshead minnow) is the source of this 829-nucleotide messenger RNA. RefSeq names its product ataxin-7-like protein 3 (gene atxn7l3b). Lineage: Eukaryota; Metazoa; Chordata; Actinopteri; Cyprinodontiformes; Cyprinodontidae. The transcript has 7 exons. Gene Ontology annotation, biological process: regulation of transcription by RNA polymerase II; positive regulation of DNA-templated transcription. Gene Ontology annotation, cellular component: SAGA complex; DUBm complex. Gene Ontology annotation, molecular function: transcription coactivator activity. The coding region runs from base 326 to 829 and encodes 167 amino acids. The record is from RefSeq and is a predicted model, not a curated record.